Exaiptasia diaphana is the source of this 782-nucleotide messenger RNA. RefSeq lists its product as uncharacterized. NCBI's taxonomy places the organism in Eukaryota, Metazoa, Cnidaria, Anthozoa, Actiniaria, Aiptasiidae. The transcript has a single exon. The record is from RefSeq and is a predicted model, not a curated record. Bases 39 to 782 code for a protein of 247 amino acids.
UACUUGACAAAAGUGCAACAGGGGUGCGAUAUCACCCCAUGAUAAUCCGUUUCUGUUUAUCAUUAGCUGCUAAGUCUCCAUCUUCUUACGAUGAACUGAGGAACAGUGGUAUUCUUGUUCUACCAAGUCAAAGAUCGCUGAGGGACUACAGGAACUACAUCAGGCCUACAAGAGGGUUUCAAGAAAGUGUUAUUGAAGAACUGAAGAGUCAGACAAAUUCAUAUUUUGAUGUACAAAGGUACAUCACUCUGCUCUUUGAUGAGAUGAAGAUUUUGUCAAAUCUUGUUUUUGAUAAGGUUACAGGAGAGCUGAUUGGUUAUGUUGACCUGGGUGAUCCAGAUGUGAAUUUUGCAACUCUCAACAAAGCASAUGAAAUUGCCACUCAUGCKUUGGUAUUCUUAGUCCGGGGCAUGUGUACUAACUUAAAGUUCAGCCUGGCCUACUUUUCCACUACUGGAAUAACCUCAUUCCAGCUGAUGCCUCUAUUCUGGGAAGCUAUCUCUAUUCUUGAAACAAACUGCAAUCUAUGGGUGAUUGCAGCUACGUAUGAUGGUGCAUCACCAAACCGCAGCUUCUAUAGGAUGCACAAGGCCCUUGAUGUUGGAGCUCAUAAAGAUGUAUGUUAUCGCACAGUUAACCUUUAUGCAACUCAUAGAUACAUCUAUGAAAGCUUUUUCUCUGAUGCGCCUCAUCUAAUAAAGACCACUAGAAACUGCUUGUAUCACUCAGGAUCUGGAUCAUGUACACGGUAUGUGAGACUGGGGCGAGCGAUGAACGAGUGA